Alligator sinensis (Chinese alligator) is the source of this 630-nucleotide messenger RNA. RefSeq lists its product as uncharacterized. NCBI's taxonomy places the organism in Eukaryota, Metazoa, Chordata, Crocodylia, Alligatoridae. The annotation marks the transcript as partial. The transcript has 2 exons. The record is from RefSeq and is a predicted model, not a curated record.
AGACGGGCUGCAGAGGAGCGGCUGGGCCCGGGCUGCCAGGCUGGGCUCUCACCGCCCUCCGCUCCUGUCCCAGGUGGGGCCUCGCAUCGCACCGGCGCCGUGAUCGGAGCAUCCCUGGGGCUCGCGGUGGCAGCAGGAGCUGCGGCUGCCACGGCCUUUUACUGCUGGAGGAGGAGGAAAGGUGGGAAACCCCCCUACACCAUCUCCAAGGUGAAGGGGCCAAAGCAGUGCCUGCUGGGCCAGGAGGUGACCCUGCGCUGCUGCAUGGAGGGGACCUUCCCCGAGGACACGGCCGUGACGUGGGAGCGGGUCCAGGGCGAGGACGGGACGGCCACCGAGCCGCACGGGGACACGGCCGACCCCGAGCGCCUGCCGCUGUUACGCGCCCUGCCCCCGGGCUGGACCGCGACGCAGGAGAGAAGCGCGACCGGCCUCACGGCCUCCCUGACCUUCACCGCCGCGGUGCAGGACGACGGGGCGCGCGUCCGGUGCUGCUUCCACCACGGGGCCAAGCGCAUCAGGGAGCAGCGGGAGUCCCGGGAGAUCCGGGUGCGGGGUGAGUGCGGCCGGGCUCCCCGGCACAGGGGACAGUCAGGGGAGCUGCCUGAUGGAGCUGGGGGACGGCCCUGA